This is a messenger RNA of Adineta steineri, 738 nucleotides long. Lineage: Eukaryota; Metazoa; Rotifera; Eurotatoria; Adinetida; Adinetidae. The record is from the annotation of a GenBank genome assembly.
AUGGCAAACAAGGAUGAACUAGUACAACUAGCGAAAUUAGCUGAACAAGCUGAACGAUAUACUGAUAUGGUAAUUGCUAUGAAAAAGGUUGUUAAAUUCAAUGAUGAAUUGACGACUGAAGAACGCGAUUUGCUCUUAAUUGCCUACAAACAUACAGUUAGUGCUUGUCGAUUAUCUUGGCGAAUUAUAUCAAUCAUUGAACAGAAAGGCAGCGGCUCCGAACGUCAACGAAAAAUGACUAAAGAAUAUCGAGAAAAGAUUGAAAACGAAUUGAAAGAUAUAUGUCAAGAACUUUGUAUAUUACUUGAUAAAUAUCUCAUUCCAAAAGCAACAACUACUGAAUCGAAGAUAGUCUAUUUAAAGACGAAAGGUGAUUAUUAUCGAUAUUUGACUGAAGUCACCACUGGUAGCGAACGGCAAAAAUUCGCUGGAGAAUCAGGACAUGCCUAUACGAAUGCCUUUGAUAUCGCCAAAAAUCAAAUGUCAGUAACACAUCCAAUUCGACUUGGUCUUGCUCAGAGUUUUUCCGUUUUUUUCUACGAAAUUCUCAAUAAUACAGAUGCUGCUUGUCGUAUAGCCAUACAGGCCCUCGACGAGGCUUUGACCGGAUCAGAUUCUCUUGAAGAUGAUUCCUAUAGAGACAGCAUUAUAAUCAUGCAGUCACUCCGAGACAAUCUCAUUGCAUGGACUGAUAAUUCAUCUGAUGUCAGCAAUACGAAUCAAUCGAAAGAACAAUAA